AUGAAGGAAAUGAUAUGCUGUCCACGUAUUAUUAUUAUCAUUUACAUACUUCUAAUCCUCCUGGCAGUAUCGGCCACUUCCUUCAGCGACCGUGGUUUUCACUUGGAGACUCGACAGAUCAGAAGUGAACAUCGAGGAAUUGUCAAUCCACUAAUUUUAAAGUUCGUAAAUAACUACAACGGGAGCGAUCUAUAUGCCUACAUAACUGGCACAGAUGGGCAAGGCAACCUUGUGCUUCUGACAACUACGGGCAUGUGGUACUACCCUGAUACACUAAAUGGAACUGCGGUCACAAAAAUUGACAGUACUACCAUUGCCAUUCCGAUUCCGGGUAAGGUAAAUGGCAUGCAGAGUACUCAGAUUACUAUUCCCGGUUACAUAUCUGCUGGCCGGGUGUGGGUUUCGGAAGGCGAGCUUGAGUUUUUUGCCGUGGCAUCUGCCCACGGUACCAUAACGCUGAAAGAACCAUCUGCCUUCGAUCCGGAUGAUGCUUCUGCGCAAGUUGACUGGGGUUUCCUGGAACUCACAUACACUGAGGAAAGUGGACUUUACGCAAAUCUCUCCUUUGUAGAUUUCGUCGGACUCGUCCUGAGUAUGGUGUUGACUCUUGAUAAUGGCGAAGUUCAGGUCGUAAAAGGGGUGGUUGAUAAUGCUGUUAUGGAAGUGUGCGCUGCUUUGCAAACGCAGACUAAUUUGGACAGUAUGCCAUGGGAUCAAAUGUGUGUUUAUUCAGAAAAGGGUAUUCCCCUCCGAGUACUCGCUCCCAACCUGUUUGAGUCUAUCAAUCCUGGUUCCAUGGAAAGUUACUAUACAGACUACGUAGACCAUGUCUGGAGACUAUAUGCAACAGAAGAUCUUACUUUCAACCCUGGUACAAAUCAGUCAAUCAAAUGUCGCGUGGGUGAUGACGAUGAGCUCAGUUGUGACGGCGAUAACCGAUCUUAUUGUCGGCCCCAGACGGCGGAUAUCUGGAGCUGUAGUACGGGGCCUUUUGCGAUACGGGAAUCUGAUAACGACGUCCACCGUGCUGUUGUUCCACGCUUGUGUGCGGCUUUUACUCGUACCACCCUGCUUCUGGACGGUGGGGAUACACAGCCAUCUUUAAAGAACACCAGCUACUAUCUGAGAACCCCUACCAACCAUUAUAGCAGAAUUGUGCACGAAAAUGAGGUAGACGGAAAGGGUUAUGCAUUUUCUUAUGAUGACGUCAGCUCCGUUCAAGAGAAUGUUGCAGGUGUAGUUGCAGGAGCGAAUCCUCGUUCAUUAGAAAUUAUGAUUGGAGGAUAUCGGAGUGGUUGA
This is a messenger RNA of Truncatella angustata, 1299 nucleotides long. Its product is annotated as glucanase B. NCBI's taxonomy places the organism in Eukaryota, Fungi, Ascomycota, Sordariomycetes, Amphisphaeriales, Sporocadaceae. The transcript has a single exon. The record is from RefSeq and is a predicted model, not a curated record. The coding region runs from base 1 to 1299 and encodes 432 amino acids.